This is a messenger RNA of Lodderomyces margitis, 4194 nucleotides long. RefSeq names its product DNA-binding E3 ubiquitin-protein ligase. Gene Ontology annotation, molecular function: ubiquitin-protein transferase activity; chromatin binding. NCBI's taxonomy places the organism in Eukaryota, Fungi, Ascomycota, Pichiomycetes, Serinales, Debaryomycetaceae. The transcript has a single exon. The coding region runs from base 1 to 4194 and encodes 1397 amino acids. The record is from RefSeq and is a predicted model, not a curated record. Gene Ontology annotation, cellular component: Lid2 complex. Gene Ontology annotation, biological process: histone catabolic process.
AUGUCCCAAACGACCAGCCGACCCAAGAGAAAGGCAACAAUAAAUAAAUCAUAUAACGACUCCUUGGAACUGCAGCUAGAUUACGAACUGUCAACAUCCUCAGUCUUAUCAACCAAUUCAAGUGCAACUUCAACGCCAAAAUCUACUUCUAGUAAUAAGAGAAAGAAGACGAAUCCGCUUACAAAGAAGCAACAGCAGGUUCAAGAGAGUCCUUUUUCACAAAGCCACAGCGAUAGCCCUGUCUCUGAGAUUCCUUACAAUUGGCAACCAACGCCAUCACAAAAUGACUACUUUUCGAAUAAACUUGAUCUAACAGACUCGUACAUUGACUUGAAAAUGCAGACACUAUACUGUCCUCAUCAAAAUGCAACAACGACUACUACUAAAAGGGGAAAAAAUAGUCGUCCGUUCACACUAUCAAAAGGUCAAUGUAUUUACAUGAUUAGCGAACCACCGGGGGAGCCUUACUACAUUGGGAGGAUAAGAGGUUUCACCAACAACAGACAUCACAAGUAUAAUGACACCGGGUCCAUGUCAAAUGACGAGGGUGAAAGCAUAGUGCCUUCCAAAGGUUACCAGUUUCUAGUGCAAUGGUUUUUUAGACCAAGAGAUGUUUCAAAGGCGUCGUCAGAUUCACGGUUGUUGUAUGCUACGAUGGACUCUGACACUUGUCCGUUACCAAGCUUUCGUGGUAUUGUCAAUGUUGAGCUAAAGCAAGAUAUAGAAGACAAUUAUAGCGGUCAAGUUACAAAUAAGGGAAGAACUCAAUCAAAGUCACAGACUCCAACAGGCGGGCUAUCUCCAAUAGAGUCAUAUGUACAAACUCCAAACUGUUUCUACUUUGACCGAUUGUAUGACCGGUACAUGAUACGAUCUUAUGAUGUUUUGCUGACAAAGAACCUUCUACAGUAUGCACAAGUAGAAAAUAGCAAGUCAAGGAAUUUUUUAAUUGCAUUGAACAAGCGGUUCCAAUACAUCUUUUGUGAAACUCAUCGAACCAAAUCAUUAAUAAACUCAUUCAAAGCCAACACGUGUAAUUGUGACGUUUGUGGGCUAUGGUGCGAUGGAGCAGACUCGAUUAAUUGCGUCGAGUGUGAUAAAUAUUUCCAUAUGUUUUGCUUGGAUCCGCCAUUACAAAAGAAGCCAAGUCGUGGAUUUUCGUGGUCCUGUGCUGUAUGCACCAAGAAGCACGAGAUUGAGUACCACCAAAAGAAGAUAUUAAUGCUCCUGCAUGACAACAAGUCAUCAAAUCAAGAAUCUCUAGAAGAAGAGUUGAGCGCAUUGGGUUCGUUAGAGGCUGAAGUGAAAGAUUUGAGCAAAAACCAAAUCGUUGAAACCAAUAAUGUAAAUUCAGUACUUCCGCGGUACGAAACCAUGGCAAAAGAGUUCUUGGAUAAUGAUGCCAAUAUGACCCUUGAGGAAAGAAGGAUCAAGGAGGAAUGGUGCAUGAGGUACCUUGGAAUGAAUGCAAAAUUGGAAGAGGCUGUGGACUUGGAUGACAAAUCACCGUAUCCACGUGCAUCUACUAGAGUAGGAACUAAGCAUCAAGCGGUCUACAUUCCCGAAUGCAAUGGACAUCCAAUAGUCUAUUACGAUGUGGAAAAAUCACCAAGGAAGAAGCAGCAACCGAAUAACAAGUCCAAGAGUAAAGAUAAGCAGGAUGAGCCACGCAAAUUGAUGCUCCCCAAGGAAUAUCAGGAUCUCGACCCAAAGGAGUAUCCAUGUUGGCUACAGCCCCGACCUAAAGGGUAUAUCGAACGGGGUGUUGACGACGGAUCUGGUGUUACAUGUACAUUACUUUGGAAGUCGUCGGAAAAAGACAUUGCUGAUAAUUUCAAACAGCUCGACGCUUUUGUAGCAAAAUGCGCACCAGUUGCGGAGUUAUUAGGACUUUGGCCUAACUCGCCCAACUUUUGUGACGCUGUGGCUUAUCUGUAUAUGAUUCACAACGGAGAUGUCAAUAAAGCAUUUGCAGAUGUGCAGAAGCUAGACAAGAAGAAGCUCAAAGAACCUGUAUUUAAUAGAGAGGAAGUGAAGCGGUUUGAAGCAGGGGUAAAGGAGUUUGGUAGCGAAUUGUACUAUGUGCAAAAGAAAGUAAAGACUCAGCCUUUGCAUCAAGUAGUGCGGUUUUACUACCUUUGGAAAAAGACAAAGAAUGGUCGACAAAUUUGGGGAAAUUUUGAAGGUCGAACAAAAAAGCAGCCUAACCCUAUUAAGUUAGAGCAGAGUGACAAAAAGCCAGAACAUGUCAUAAUCGACGAUUUGGCGAACCCCGAUGAUGACUCAUCUUAUGAAAAUGGAAAGAUUCAAGACAAGAGAUCGCAAUUUGUUUGCAAACAUUGUGAGACGACGUCGUCGAUACAGUGGUUUCGGAUAACAGGCCAUGAUGCAAAGAAGCCUAAUGAAGCAGGAUAUGUUGUGGCAUUGUGCUUUCGGUGUGCCAGGUUGUGGAGAAGAUAUGCUGUGGUUUGGGAGAGCCCCGAAGAGGUUCUAAAGAAGGUUUCUAAAUCCAGUGGAUGGAGAAAAGGUGUUGAUAAUGAACUCUUGAAUGAUGCCAAUGCUAUAUUGCAUUAUGCAGAUAUCUCCAAUUCGGGUAUUUCUCAAGAGGUGAAGAACAUAAAGCCAUUAGAUAUUGAUCUCAAACAGGAACCAAUGGCUGAGAAGAAGAUCGAAUCUAAACGAAAGCCCAACACUUCAUUACCUAAUUCAACACCAAAAGCAAUUAAAGAAGAGCACCCGAAGCUGGAAAAGAAAGAGCCAAAGAUUCAAAAACAGGAUGUCAAGCCACUGCAAAGUAUCGACGAACUAAUUAGUAAGGGCUUGGGGGCAUCAGCCAGAAACAUACUCUUUAAUCAAAAUUAUUCCAUUCCAAGGUCAAUUAAAGUACCCAAGAAGGUGAGCGCAGAUGAGGCUGCGACUAAACUCGGGCCAUUCAUUAACCAUUACCGAGAAGUGCAAUUAGCCGAUGUUUACACUACACUUUUACCACUCCAGACACCACAUUUGACAUCAAUAGAGUUGCCAUUUAAACCACAAGAAAGAAAAUGUUGUGUAUGCAGGGAACACGACACGGCAAGAUCAUCACUCCUGGAGACGUUGAUCUGUGCCAAUUGUGGAGUCAACGUUCAUGCAUCUUGUGCCGGCUACUCGUUACCGGAGAAGUCGAAACCAAUAAAGGGAUGGUUAUGUGAACCUUGCACCAAUGAUAUGAAACCUAUACACAGUGCUAUAUAUUCAUGCUCUUUAUGCUUGGCUCACGAGACUAAUUUUGAAUUGUGUCUCCUUGGAUCACCUCGUGUUAGACCCGAUUUCUUGAAGCCAACUACUGAUGGAAGAUGGUGCCAUUUGUUAUGCGCCAUAUUCAAUAGCGAGUAUGCUGUUUUUAAGAAAAGCAAAGGUGCGGUUGCACAUAGUUUUUUAUCGCUCGACGAUGUAACAAAAGUUUACUUGAAUAAUUGCAGAUUGGAGUGUGGUAUUUGCCGGUCAUACAAUGGAGCGUUGGUACGUUGCGACCUCUGUGAGACUCCAACGUACUACCAUCCUACGUGUGCACAAGAUACACCGAAUUACAAGUUAGGAUUCAAGUUGGACAAUGGAGUGAAAUCGUCUCAGAACGUCAAAGUUGAUGAAAAGGUAGGUAAAUUAAGAUCGAUUUUGGUCUGUCCCAAACAUGAUCAAUCAAAAGACACCAUUCUCAAUUUUCGGACCUUGGGAAGAAGGGUUGCUGGUAGGGAUUCUGAGAGCAAGCCGAUUAUUCAGCUAUUUCUCGAGGAUAUAGUGAAGCUGAACCAACCGAAAUCUAGUGGGCCGCACGCCAAAGCAUUAAGCUACGUUGAGCAUAGAAACUUGUACUUUGGCACAUCGAGCAGUGCCGAUAAGAAUCUCAAGAGCAACGGGGACAAAAAGAUGUGUCUCCAUUGUUCAACAGACAUGUCGCCAAUAUGGUGGCCAGCAAAUGCGAAAGACUCGACUCAAGUUCUUUGCCAGUCUUGUCAUCAUGGUGGCUCGGACGUAAGCAGCUCUACUAAACUAUUGGAAUUGUCAAAACCAGUGAAUGGAGAAUUGUACGCCAUUAGGGAUCGAAAUGACUCCAUAAAAAACGUCUACCAUUCAAAGCCUAUAAGUGAAACUUCCUUGGUAACACAAGUUGAAACUACUAGAUCAAAAAUAUCACUUGGUGAUAUACUUUUAUAA